Molecule: messenger RNA, 6033 nt
Organism: Lates calcarifer (barramundi perch)
Lineage: Eukaryota; Metazoa; Chordata; Actinopteri; Centropomidae
Gene: ephb4a
Product: eph receptor B4a
Exons: 17
Coding region: 950-3907 (985 amino acids)
Biological process (GO): protein phosphorylation; axon guidance; cell surface receptor protein tyrosine kinase signaling pathway
Cellular component (GO): plasma membrane; neuron projection
Molecular function (GO): protein binding; ATP binding; transmembrane-ephrin receptor activity
Source: RefSeq, a predicted model, not a curated record
UGCCAUUCGACUCUGGGUUUGAUGCGGAGAUGAAAUACUCGGUGACCAGCUCACUGUAGACUUCCCUACGAGCUGCUCAACAGCACAACUUUUAAUACCCGCUGAGCGGCUAUCCUGCUCACUUAACCAGAGACCAAACAAGAGACAUUUUCCUUCUGUUCCAGUCUUAAUUCUUCCUGUAAAACCAGGCCAGGCUAGACCUGUCGCGCAAUAUCCCCCACCACCUUUCGUGGAUUUUUUUCCCCUCCCCGCAGCCAAAACAGUCUGGUGCUUGAAGGUGGGGGAGAGAGAGAGAAAAAAAGAAAUAAAACAAAACGCACUUUAGCGAAUUGUUUUUCCGAACAUGACGAGAAGAUGUGGGAGAAGGUGUGAACCGACUGAUAAUGAGGAUUAACCCUGCAACAAACAGAUGUGCAGUGAGGUGCCCUGGUUGCGGAUUCAACCUGCUCGGUCAUCGAGCUGAGGGGGGAAAUUUGGGAGAAGUCGUGUGGAGCACAAAGAGCCUAUUAAAUCCGAGGACACAACAAGUUUCAGUCAUGCAACCCCUGUGCUGACAGAGGACUGAGGUUGGAGAGCAGCUGCGACACCGUGCUUUGUUUCCAGACUGUUGUUUUCUGCCCAGACUUUCACCACAACACAAAGUUGAACGAUACGGAGAAGUUUCCAGCCUGUCAGUCGGUAAUAACGCUCGCCGUUAAAGGAGCUGUUAUGAGACUGGUCUUCAUGCUCACAGUCGACUGAUAACUGCACUUAGCUUGAGUGUAUUUUUUCCCCCCUCUACCGCAGUGUUUUUGACCACAGUGUGAGGCUCUCUGAACUGAAGUCCACUUUAAAUGCGGACUGGUUUGCGGUCAGUGAGUGCACAGCCGAGCUGCCGGUGCCACUUGAUCUUUAAUUCAAGGCAAAUCAGAAACAGUCGCUUCAUUUUUUAUCAUUUAGCAACACCGCUAUGGAGCUGACAUACUGGAGCAUCGUCCUGUUGGGGCACAUCAUCCUCCUGAACUGGGCUCAUCUGGCUUCUGCAGUGGAAGAGGUCCUGAUGAACACCAAGACAGAGACUUCUGAUCUCAAAUGGACCAUCUUCUCGCGUGCCAAACCCGAGUGGGAGGAAGUGAGCGGCUUAGAUGAGGAGAACAACAGCGUGAGGACCUAUGAGAUCUGUCAGAUCGACAGCUCAUCCAGCCACUGGCUGCGCAGCGGCUUCAUCCAGCGUCGAGGAGCAUCUCAGGUUUACGUGGAGCUGCGCUUCACUAUGAUGGAGUGUUCCUCCACGAGCACCCACCACCGCAGCUGUAAGGAGACCUUCAACCUCUACUACUACCAGGCAGACUCCAACGAGGCCACGGCCACUUACCCACCCUGGAUGGAGAACCCAUACACCAAGGUGGACACAGUGGCUGCAGACUUUCUCCUGAGGAAGGACGGGGAGCGGAAAUUUAAUGUGAAGACCUUAAGACUUGGCCCUCUGUCUAAGAGAGGCUUCUACUUGGCUUUUCAGACUCAGGGCGCCUGCAUGGCUCUGUUGUCCGUCAGGGUGUUCUUCAAAAAGUGUCCCCCCCUGGUCAGUGCUCUUUCCUCUUUCCCUGAGACUAUUCCCCGCACUCUGGUGCAGGAGGCGCAGGGCGAGUGCGUGGAGCAUGCUUCCCAGCAGGGGCCCCGACCUCGGCCCCCUAAGCUCUUCUGCGGGGAAGAUGGCCAGUGGGUCGGCCAGCCGACGACCUCCUGCGCCUGCUUACCGGGAUUUGAGCCCACUGAGGGACACACUCGAUGCACAGCCUGUCCUGUGGGUCAGUUCAAGUCAGGCACAGGAGGACAAUGCACAGGCUGUCCGGGAUUCAGCCACGCUGCCACUAAGGGUGCUUCGGUGUGUGCGUGUCGCCCUGGAUUCCUACGUGCCGAAUCGGACCCUCCCGAAACUCUGUGCACUAAACCUCCAUCAGCCCCACGUAGCAUCAGCUACCAGAUCAACGACACCACACUCAGCCUGGAUUGGAACGAGCCUCUGGACAGUGGCAGCCGAACAGACCUGAGCUACGCUGUCAGGUGCUCCGUGUGCAGGUCGCCCAAGGGACCGUGCCUCCCCUGCGGAGACAGCGUCAGCUACCGCCCAUCACAGCACGGCCUGCUGGGUCGCAGGGUGGAGGUGUGGGGCCUGCUGCCACAAACCACAUACACCUUUACCAUCCAGGCGCUCAACGGGGUGUCUCAGCUCAGCGGCAAGGACCCUGCCAGCGAGAGUGUCAACAUCACUACAAGCCAUGACGUGCCAUCGCUGGUGUCUGUGAUUCGGAAGAGUGACUCCACGGAGAGCAGCCUGACUCUGCACUGGUCAGUCCCAGCUCAGCAGCACUACACCAUCCUGCAGUAUCAGCUACGCUACUGUGAGAAGGAGCGACGUAGCGAGGAUCAGUGCCACUACACGGAGAGUAACAGAAACCAGGCUGUGCUGACAGACCUCCGCAGGGCCACUCAGUAUGAAGUGCAGGUCCGGGCACGCACCAAAGCUGGUUAUGGCAGCUUCAGUCCUGCAGCCAUCUUCCGCACCCUGCCUGAUGGACACGACUCCUCCCAGUUCUUGGUACCUGGCAUCCUUAUCGCCGUCGGGAUGCUGCUGCUCGUCACUUUCGUCUUUGUGGCCGCUUACUGCAUACGCAGACACAGCCGAAUAAAGGAUCCUGAGCUGAGCGACAAAAACAGCCAGUACCUCGUUGGCCAAGGGGUCAAGGUUUAUAUCGACCCCUUCACCUAUGAGGACCCUAAUGAGGCGGUGCGAGAAUUUGCCAAGGAAAUCGAUGUUUCCUUUGUCAAGAUUGAGGAGGUUAUCGGUGCUGGAGAGUUUGGCGAGGUGUGUCGGGGACGGCUGAGGAUCCCGGGGAAAAAAGAAAACUACGUGGCAAUAAAGACGCUAAAGGGAGGCUACACCGAAAAGCAGAGACGGGACUUCCUGUCUGAGGCGUCCAUCAUGGGCCAGUUCCAGCACCCCAACAUAAUCCACCUGGAGGGAAUCAUCACAGCCAGCUGUCCAGUCAUGAUCCUCACAGAGUUUAUGGAGAACGGAGCUCUGGAUUCUUUUCUGCGGCUGAACGACAGCCAGUUCACGCCCAUCCAGCUGGUGGGUAUGCUGCGCGGCAUCGCCUCCGGCAUGAAGUACCUGGCAGAGAUGAGCUAUGUCCACCGAGACCUGGCUGCCCGCAACAUCCUGAUCAACAGCAACCUGGUGUGCAAGGUGUCUGACUUUGGCUUGUCACGCUUCCUGCAGGAGAACUCCUCUGACCCGACCUACACCAGCUCUCUGGGAGGUAAGAUCCCAAUCCGCUGGACAGCGCCAGAGGCGAUAGCCUUCAGAAAGUUUACCUCAGCCUCAGAUGUGUGGAGCUAUGGCAUUGUCAUGUGGGAGGUCAUGUCUUUUGGAGAGAGACCGUACUGGGACAUGAGCAACCAGGAUGUAAUCAAUGCCAUAGAGCAGGACUACCGGCUGCCCCCGCCCCCUGACUGCCCCACUCACCUGCACCAGCUGAUGUUGGACUGCUGGCAGAAGGACCGCUCGGCGCGCCCCCGCUUCACGGAACUAGUCAGCGCCCUGGACAAGCUGAUCCGCAAUCCUGCAUCAUUGAAAAUAGUCGCGCAAGAAGGAGCAGGGCCGUCCUACCCCCUGCUGGACCAGCGUGCGCCUUUAUCCCUCUCGUCGUGUGCUUCGGUGGGGGAAUGGCUGAGGGCCAUCAAGAUGGAGCGCUACGAAGACAGCUUCCUGCAGGCCGGCUUCAACUCAGUGGACCAGCUGGCCCAAAUCACCACACAGGAUCUCCUGCACAUGGGAGUGACUUUGGCCGGGCAUCAGAGGAAAAUCCUUUCCAGCAUCCAGACAAUGACCUUUCGGAACAAGAGCACUACAACUGUGACCUUCUAGCUCACCUGUUUCCCAACCUGGACGUGAACACCAGCACGCAGGUGCAGCUAUGUACUGAGAGCACUCUGGAUCCUCUCCAGUGACACCACUUUGAACCCGGACUCCAAGGGAGAUUGGUAGAAUUUAUUCUUCGUGGCCAGGAAAAACUAAACAAAACAAAAAGAUUUUAAAAAAUCAGCAGCUAAAAGAUGACUUUCCCAUGAGGAUGAGAGAGUCGUCCAGAGACUGGCGAGUCCCCGUCACCCCCAGUGACCCAGGGGAUGAAGCGCAGACCGACUCUGCCUCAUUUUUACAGUUUGUGGUCAGUGUUUUUAUAUCUCCCAGAAGUUAGGAUCCAAUAAAUGUGCUAAACCAAGAGGAGAGACAGAUCAGAGUUUACAAAGUUUCUGUAGUAUCAUGUCAUUUUGAAAACUGGCAGUUGAUGUGUUGCUGACCGAAUAAAACAUCGCUUCACCAAAGGAGACCAAAAGAAAUGCCAGUGCCAUUGUUGUGUAAUUAUGAAUGAGAACUGCUUUCACCCUGCGUGUCUUGCAUUAAAUCCAUCUGGAUUACAUUACUAAAUUGGCACCUUUCACAUCAAGACUGAAUAUUUUAACUGUUGGAUUUUACUUCUUUUUUUCCCAUUUGAUUUCAACAUUACCUCCUCUUUACUCAGGUGUGAUGUGUAAUGCAGACUUUGGAGAGUGCUGUACUCGUCCUAAUCAGACUCCUCUCUUCCUCAGUCUGGCUCUCCCUUCAACCAGCUCAGCAAUGUGUGGGGGAGAGGAGAGACUCAGAGACAUAUCAGCACUUUUGUCAUUUCAGAGUGAAUUGUAAUCUUCAGUGACUCGGUGUGUUUCUCUUGGAGUGUGGUUGGUUAUUUCUACUGCCUGUGUUUCUGCUGGCAGCUCAGUUUUAUUCUAAUCAGACUGAACGAGGACCAAGUGGACUCAGAGACCAGAGAACACUGUAGAAUUGGGUUUUCUUUGUAGAAAAUUACCAAGGAAGCAAUCUGGCCUCAAACAUGUUUUUCUUGAUAUAACUGAUACAAUUUUUAAUUCUCUUCUUCUGUAUUCUCCAUCUUCCAGUGCCAUUCAGUCGUCUUUGUGGACUAAAAUGCCAAUUUUCUAAAGCAGAAAUCUCUCAUGGGUGAUUCAAUUUUGUCUCAUUUAAAUGUACUUUAAAGGAUCACUUUGACAUUUUGAAGUUUAGCGGAUUCUUUCCUUCAUCAGAUGCUUGUUGUGCAGCCGGCAAAAAUGCUUCUGCUCAUGGUUUCCUAACAUUUAGCAUGGCAAACAACACAGAGCUGACAGACUAGCUUGUAGCCGGCAGUAUCCAUUGGUUUCAGAGUGGAAUGCUACCAACAUUGUUAGGCUCCUGUUUGAUUAGCAGAGCAGCCUACCACACAUUAUUACAUGUGCUUAGUGAAGAAGAAUAAUGGACUGGAGUUCAAAAUGUCAAAGUAUUUCUCAAGGACUUUGCUCCUCUUGGAGGAUAAUACCAGCCUUUUUGACAUUUGGGUCAUGUAAAAUUUUUCCCAGGUAGCUCAGACCUGCAGUGAAUCAGGAAAAUAGAGCUUAUAUACAGCUUAUAUAAUGCAUACUAUAGUGAAAAAUUCUCUUCUUUUAGCUUUGUGUUUUGUUGUGUCUUUUGAUUUAUUGUUCAGCUGAAAAAUUCUUCUUUUUUUCAGGUUUUUAUUAAUAGCCUGUUGGACAUUUACAUUGUAUUUCUAUCAUAUGUGAUGGUUCAAAGUGCCAUUUACACACAUUUGAAGUCCAUUCAAAUGUGAUGAAGAACAUAAAUUCAAAUUCCCUUAAUGCACAUCAGAAGUUUAUAGUGCUACCACUUGAAGACCAAAUGCGGUCAAAACGUCUGCAAUUCCAAAAUCAGCCAUUUUCUUUUCCAACAUAAAUUUAUGUUAGGCCUCAGUCAAAAACCCUGGUAUUGUCAUGCAAGACUCUGAGAGAUGCCUUUAAGGAUUAUGGGAAAAGUGGUCUUCAUAUUGAAGACCAACUUUGAAGUGAUGAAUAGAUAAAAGUAUGUUUUAAAUGAUAAUAGAUAAAAGUAUGUUUUGGUUACCGUCCUGUGUGUAGGCUAAUCUGUAUUCAGUAUUCAUAAUAAAGAUGCACAGCGGUGUUUACCGUCAA